AUGGCAUUUGCAGGUGGGAAAGAUGGAUCUAAAGGAUUCGUCAAGAGGGUUACAUCAACAUUCUCCAUCAGGAAAAAGAAGAACACAACAACGACUGAUCCAAAACUACUUCUUCCUCGAUCGAAAUCAACAGGUGCUAACUACGAAUCCAUGAGGCUUCCUCAGGGGAAAAAGUCUCUUCCAGAAGUUACACCAAACACAACAAAGAGGACUAAAUCCGCAGGCGUCUCGCCGCAGCCGAGGCGCGAGAAGAUCGAUGAAUCAUCAUCAGGGAAACAGUUUAUGAAGCUGAGAUGUUUUGACGACAGCGACUCCAUCUGGUUGUCUUCAGACUGUGCCUCUACUUCUUCUCUUCUAGAGGAACGCAGAGUCUCUGUCUCGUUUCAUUUCUCAGUCGACGAAAAGAUUGUGUCUUGGUUGUCUAAUGUCGCCAAGACUUCUUUGUCUCUGAAUCAUCAAGAAGCCACCAAAGAGAAUCAUCAUCAACGUCAUCAGAAAAGUUCAAAGAACGUUAAAUGUUCUUCAGAGAACGUUCGAAAGGAUGGUAAAUUUUGCAGCAAAUCUGUUGGAACAAAGCCGUCUUCUUCACGUUUGCCUGAAAUCAAGAACAAGACAUGUCAAGAGCCACCAAGCUCCAGUAAACUUGUGAGUCCUGAAGAAAAGAAAGUUAGCUUCUCAGUAGAAUCAGAGAAGUCUCCUUCAAAUGCUGUGCCAUGUAAAGCCAUACAAGCAACAACAACGUUGGAGAAAGUUGGGGAAGCAAAGAGUAAGAUUGCAGUGGAGCCACUAUUCUGGCCGUUUGAGCAGAAGUUUGAUUGGACACCAGACGAUAUCUUGAAGCAUUUCUCUAUGUCUCCACGGAGAAAGAAAUCGAUAGGAAGCAAAUCUGCGAGCACCUCUCCAAGAUCAAUGAGGGCACAGCUCCAAACAAGAAAGCUAGAUCUCAAAGAAGGGUGUAGAAGAAAGCUCAUGUUCAACGGUCCUGGAUCAAACUCAAAGCCAACAAGGAUUCCAGAAAUGAGUCGAACAGUCAGCAACAACAGCAGCAACAAGAACGCAGAGAUCAGCAAGAACUUGAUGAACAGUGUGAAGAGGAACAAGAGUUUGCCAUCGAGGCUGCGGAAAUCGAGCAAAGUAUCAUCAAAGGUGGUACCUAUUGAAGCUACAGCAGAAGAGAGUGAAGAGAUAGCCAAAGGGCAAAAGACACCUAAGAAGCUGAUCAUGACACGAAAGUCGAGGACUUUCUUGGAAGAUGACUUUGCUUUGAUGAAUGAUUUCUCCAUAGAAAACGCUGUUGGGCUUUGUGAGUUCAAAGGAAGAGAAGGCGUAGAUUCAGAUUUCAACACUGAUGGUUUCUUGUUCGACGACUCUCUUUGA
Molecule: messenger RNA, 1377 nt
Organism: Microthlaspi erraticum
Lineage: Eukaryota; Viridiplantae; Streptophyta; Magnoliopsida; Brassicales; Brassicaceae
Source: the annotation of a GenBank genome assembly